Messenger RNA from Octopus bimaculoides (California two-spot octopus), 900 nucleotides. RefSeq lists its product as uncharacterized. The record is from RefSeq and is a predicted model, not a curated record. Lineage: Eukaryota; Metazoa; Mollusca; Cephalopoda; Octopoda; Octopodidae.
AUGUCAGCUGUACCAAAAAAUGAACCUUCAGCUUCUUUAUAUUUUCAGGUGAAUUUCAUGAGGCUGCAGAGAUACUGCAAGAAACUAAGGACAGAGGGGAAAAUAGCCAGUGUUGGAUAUGCUUCUCGGCGUGCAGUUUUUACCAAGGAGCAAAAAGACUUGCUUGUGACCUACAUCCUUAAAGCUGCUAAAAUUUACCAUUGUCGGACUCCUUCUGACAUUCGAAGCUUUGCUUACGACUAUGCGAAGGCCAAUGAAAUCAAGUGUCCAGAUUCCUUGUCCGCCAAUGAAUGCACUGGUUUUGACUGGUUCUCAAAGUUUAUGAAUCGGAACUCUAACCACUCCAUCCGAACCCCAGAAUCCACAAAUCUGAGUAGGACAACAAGCUUCAAUCGAACUAACGCGAACAAGUUUUUCGGUAAUCUGACAGAGCUGCUUGACUGCUACAAGUCUGAGGGCCAUGACAUCUACAACUGUGAUGAGACAAGUGUCACAACAGUGCAACGACCAGAUCGAAUUGUGGCAGAAAAAGGAGUGAAACAAGUAGGAACGACGACUUCCGUUGAGAGAGGAACCCUGGUGACAAUCUGCCUUCCAGUAAAUGCCAGCGGUUAUGCAACACCACCAAUACUGGUGUUCCCUAGAGUCCACUUCCAUGAAUACUUCAUUCUUAAUGGGCCAACAGAUUGCUGUGGAUCAGCAAAUCCAAGUGGAUGGAUGAAUGAAGCAGAUUUUCUAAAAAUGUCCGGAACACUUCGUGAAGCACACUCGUUGCAGCAAAGAGCAUCCUCUCCUGUUGCUACUUUACAACCACAACUCCCAUAUCUCGUUGGCUAUCAUUUAUUUCUGCCGAGACAAUGGUAUUGUUCUGCUAUCAUUCCCCACACACAGCUCACGUAA